UUACGACUCGCCUACCCGGAACACUUUCUGUGUGACACCUCUUCACAGCCCAAUCAUGGCAGGUUCUGACUUGGUGAAAACUCUGAUGUUUACAAUCAAUAACCUUCUGCAGCAGGAGAAAUACAAAGUCGCUUUGGCAGUUUUAAAGGGAUUCAGAAACGGUGCCGUAUAUGGAGCCAAGAUCAGAGCACCGCAUGCCCUGGUCAUGACAUUUCUGUUUCGAGGUGGCAGUUUGAAAGACAAGCUCAGAGCCAUCUUGAAAGCCACAUACACCCACUCCCGGAAUCUGGCCUGUUUUGUGUUCACUUAUAAAGGACUUCAAGGCUUACAGCAAAAAAUCCAGGGCAAGAGUUUACAGUCUCAUGCCUUCCUGGCUGCCUGCAUUGGAGGAUGGUUGGUGUUUGGAGAAAACAACAACAUUAAUAGCCAGAUCAACAUGUACCUGCUGUCCAGAAUCCUGUUCGCCUUGUCUCGCCUGGCUGUAGAGAAAGGAGUCAUCCCGGCACCAAAACAAGACCCUUUCCCGCUCUUCGCCACGCUGGUUUGGGGCAUCGUCUUGUGGUUGUUUGAGUAUUACCCUCACACUCUUCAGCCGUCGCUGCAGUCGUCCAUGACUUACCUCUACCACGACAGUAACGUGUGGCAUGACAUCUCAGACUUCCUCGUUUAUAAUAAGCCAAGGACCGUCUCUCAGAAAUAAAGCUUUCAAUAUAAAGAUGUUCUCAGCUGUAAUAUAGAAUGUUUGUAACCAAUACUCUAAAAUAAUGUUGAAUGCUGUUUUUUAAUUAUUUUUAAUUUAAUUGUUUGCAAAAUGUAAAUCCUGAAUAAUAGAUUUGUUUUCCUUUUUAUCUAUUCAGUCUAAAGACCAACCAAGCUUAUUUGCAAACCGAUCCUUUCUUUGCUGUGUGAAUUAUCAUUAUUUUUUGUUCCUAUGUUAGUUAUAUGUUAAAAAAUUGCAGCUAUGUGUGAAAAAUAUAAUUAUCAAAUUCCUGAAACAUGAGCUACACUGCAAAAACUGUAUGUAACAAAAGUAAAAAGACCCUUGUUUCAAGAAAAAAAAAAGUCAUUUUCUAUGUUAUCAUCUUAUCAAAAUGGUUUUUCAAUAGCAAAAUAAUCUUAGUAAAAUUGUCUUGGUGACUAGAAGUUAUUUUUUUAAUGAAAGUUAAAGUCCCAUCAGUUGUCACGCACCUAGGUGUGUGAAAUGUCCUCUCCUCAUUGGACCCGCCCCCCUGGGGGAGUGGUGAGCAGCAGACACAACUGCACACAUGGCUCAUUUGGUGAUUUAACCCCCAAUUCAACCCCCUAAUGCUAAUGUCAAGCAGAGAGGCACUGGGUCCCAUUUUUAGAGUGUUUGGUAUGUGGAUUUGAACUCACACCCUUCCAGUCUCAUGGCACACUCUCUACCACUAGGCCACUGAGCUGGUUGUUCUUUUCCUUCCCCAUUGCUAGAUUUUCUUUGACUUAUUUAAAGAAAAUUUGCCAUUGCGGUAAAAAUGUUUGACUUUUCUCUAAGAGGUCUGUUUUUGCAGUGUACCGGUACAUGAUUGUAGUUAUGCUACCAUUUAAAUCAGAUUUUAAAAUAACUGUUCAGUUCAAAAGUAGUUGCACAAUUUUUGCAUACAUUUUAUUUUACAAAUAACUUUUUUGAUUUUUGGUCAAGGAAAACCAACAUCUUUGGUUUCCUCUUUGUCAUAUUAGAUAUAAGCUAGUACAUCUCAGAUAAAUCUAAAAAAGAUUACAUUUUGCACACUGACCAAAAAUUACCUUUACCCUUAUUAAUAUAAUAGGCAUUGUACAAAUCGUCAAUUACUGUGUGACACGUGAUUAAAAAAAAAAAACUUUUUUUUUUUUUUUUUUUACAAACCAGAUUUUAAGUUUGUAACUCCUUAAAGCAGUUGACAAAAAUGAGUCACAUUCGGAGAAAUGGGUUGGAAGGUUGUGAACUCACUCAUGCGUGCAAAACAUGAACUGGGUUGUCACAGUCUCAUUACUUUGUGCCAAGAGGAAAGGUGUGCCAAGUUACCACCUUGUUUAAUCAAUUUUUCAAGGUUGAAUAAAACCUGUGCCAACAUGAUUUUAUACUUGUUGAUUUGUUUUUGUUGAAUCAUUGAACUUGCAUUUUCAUCCUUUGAAAUCUGGUUGUAUUUGCUUUGGCUAUGAGUGCUGAAAAUGUAAAACUGAUUUUUAACUAUUACUACUGUUUAAUUAAAAAAGUAUAUUUACUCUA
Messenger RNA from Oryzias melastigma (Indian medaka), 2227 nucleotides. RefSeq names its product peroxisomal membrane protein 4 (gene pxmp4). Gene Ontology annotation, cellular component: peroxisomal membrane. Bases 56 to 700 code for a protein of 214 amino acids. The transcript has 4 exons. The record is from RefSeq and is a predicted model, not a curated record. Lineage: Eukaryota; Metazoa; Chordata; Actinopteri; Beloniformes; Adrianichthyidae.